AUGCAAAAAAACAAUCUAUAACAACUGAAAAAUCUGAAUUCGUCAAAGAUUAAUAAGCCUCCUAUUGAUAGUAGGUCUACAAGAAAUGUUUAUGAAUUAUCAGCAGAGAAGUCUUCCAUAAAUAAGUCAUUUAAUGAGAAGAAAAAAUCAGUGCCCAAAUCAAAUGCUAUUUUACAAGAACUGUUCUUUAAAAGAUAAAAUUCCCAAGAGCAAUUAUUUAACAGAACUUCUAGUCCAAAAUCAUAACAUGAAAAUACAUCAAUAAAUAAAUCAUAACGAUCUAUUUCUCCUCAAAUUCUUUACUAAAUGCCAUUGGAGAUAAAGAAAAUAUACUAAUAAAUAAAUCACAGAUUAGAUCAAUAAAAAUUAUAGCAAAAUAAGAAAAAUAAAGAUACUUAAAAAUAUAAGACAGAAGAAUCAAAAUCACAUAAAAAUGAAUCAACAAGUUCCACUAUAAAUGAUUCAGAUGAAUAAAUUUAAAAUUUCAUAAAUUAGGAGGAAAUUGUGUUUACAAUCAUGGCAGUCAUCAGCAGAAAGAAAAAAGUCAUAAAUUAAUGCCAAAAUUAUCUUAAUCGGAUAUCUCAUUUUUUAAUUGAAGAAAACAAUAAAACAACUUAGUAAAUACUGUCUAAAUAGAUCCAUUUAGAGAGAAUAGGCAUCUUGGUAAUUUUAUAUAAAGCUCUAUCUGAUACGUUUGAAGAGGAUUAAUAGAAUUUGAAAAACAUGCUUUAUUAUAUACACAACAGUAUGACUUUACAUCUUCAAAUCUUAAACUAAUCUAACACUAUUUCACAAUCUCAAAGGGCAGCCAUUUAAGCAAGAUUGAAUAAAAUAAGGCCAUAAAAAAACUGUUAAACUUUAGAUAUAAAUUUAAUCCGUAAAAAUAGCAAUGUCGUUUAUUCACUCUUAGUAUUAUUGUAAAUACUUUAUUUUAUGUCUUAGUAUUGAAAAUUCAACUGACCAAAAACUUAAUUCGUUAGAGAAAAACUUAGCAAAUAUUGAUCGACUCUCUUUAAACCAGGGAACUGAAUUUAUUAAACAAGAAUAUCACAAAAUUGUAUAAUAUAAUACAAAUAUGUAGUUGGUUCAUAUACAAUAGUUAAGAUUGACAAUGGAUUCAUAAGAUUUUCAAUUUGACUAUGAAGAAGUGAUAGAUUGUUAAUAGAUACCUUAUUUAUCUAAAACAAAUAACUACACUUUGAUCAUUGAUCUAGAUGAAACACUAGUUCAUUACUAAGAAGUAUAAAUUGGUUUUUUAUAUAGUUAGUAGACGAGGGCCAAUUCUUAGUUAGACCAUUUGCUUAGUAAUUCCUGAAAGAAAUGUCUAAAUUUUAUUAGAUUGUUAUAUUUACAGCAGCAUAAUAAGAUUAUGCAGAUUUUAUUUUGGAUCUUAUAGAUGAGGACAAAGUCAUAUCUCAUAGAUUGUACAGACAACACACAACACUUGUGAAAAAUACAUAUGUAAAAGAUAUAUAGAAGAUUGGAAGAGACAUUAAAAAGACAAUAAUUAUAGACAAUUUGGCUGAAAAUUUCUAAUUACAACCUGACAAUGGAAUACAAAUAUAAAGUUGGUAUGGUGAUUCAGAUGAUCAAGCUUUAUAAUUGUUAUCUCCUUUGUUGAGUUAAAUUGUUUAGAAGAACUUUCCUGAUGUGAGAGAUGCUUUAAGGAAAUUUAGGGAUUAAAUGCAAAGAAAUAUAGAGGCAGGAAUAUCUGACCCUCAUUUGCAUUUAAGCUUAAAUUGA
Messenger RNA from Paramecium octaurelia, 1743 nucleotides. The record is from the annotation of a GenBank genome assembly. Lineage: Eukaryota; Ciliophora; Oligohymenophorea; Peniculida; Parameciidae.